This is a messenger RNA of Colletotrichum graminicola M1.001, 1185 nucleotides long. Its product is annotated as fasciclin domain-containing protein. The coding region runs from base 1 to 1185 and encodes 394 amino acids. NCBI's taxonomy places the organism in Eukaryota, Fungi, Ascomycota, Sordariomycetes, Glomerellales, Glomerellaceae. Gene Ontology annotation, cellular component: fungal-type vacuole membrane. The record is from RefSeq and is a predicted model, not a curated record. Gene Ontology annotation, biological process: macroautophagy. The transcript has 3 exons.
AUGAUCUCGGCACUCCUUCCGGCAGGCCUUGUGGGCCUUCUAUCGUUGAUUGAUAUCGUUGGCGCUCAGCAAGACGAUCUCGGAAAGGUUCUCCAGUCCCAGUCAAAUCUGACCACUUAUUUCAAUCUAAUCAAGAAAUACCCUGAAGUUAUCCUCAAGCUCCCCAGCUACGACGGAGUCACAGUUGUUGCGCCAUCCAACGCAGCUUUUGAGAACAUUCCCGGCACUCAACUAAAUGGCAAAUGGAACGAAUCAGAUCCCUCCAUCGCCAUCCCUAUACUGGAGUACCACAUCCUCCAAGGCACAGUCUCAACCGGCGCCCUUGAAACAGGCCCCUCAGUAUUGCACUCCUCGUUGUUACAGAACCCAGCCUGGACCAAUGUCACCGGCGGGCAGAACGUCAUGGUGAACAAGCAGCCUGGCGACGUGAUUGUUUUCACCUCUUCCAAAGGCACCCGCACCACACAAGUCAAAGGAGACAUCAGGUUUGCCGGCGGCCUCAUUCAGGUUGUCGACAACCUCUUGAUACCUCCUGCCAGGCUUGAGAACUCGACCGAGUCUUUCGGGCUCUCUUCCUUCCUUGGCGCGUUGUACACCGCCAAACUCCUGCCCUCGCUGUCGGAAAAGAGGAACGUGACAAUCUUCGCUCCUCGUAAUGAAGCGUUCCAGCGCGUCGCCGGGCAUCUUGAAGACUUGGACGAAAAUGCAUUCAGGAACUUGCUCAACUACCACGUUGUCGAGGGCCAAGUAGUUCCCUCCUUGGGUCUUAAGAACGGUACUAGCCUGUAUACCCUGACUGGCCAAAGUCUCAGAGUCAUCCGUUCUGGUAACAACCUCUUCCUCAACUCGGCGCAGGUCGUUCAGCCGGAUAUCCUACUCGCCAAUGGCAUCAUGCACAUCAUCGAUAACGUCCUCAACCCAGACAAGGCAACGGCUGUGCCGAAUCCCACCGCCAUCAGCCAGGAGCCCGUGUACCCCGAGAGCUCCGCCUCCGGGCUGCCUUUCACUUCUGCAAUCCCCUGCACUGUAAGUUGUCCCGUGACGAGUACGACCAUCACCACCGCUGCGGCUUCAACAAGGACCUCGACAACGGCCAUAAUGACUACCACUAGCCCUGGUGUCGCAGCGCGAACGGUGGCGGCUGCAGGUGCAGCCCUGCUCGCGGGGUUAGCCGCGUUGGCUUGA